AUGAAGUUCCUCAAGGUCGGCCGAGUCGCCAUCAUCACCCGAGGCCGAUAUGCCGGCAAGAAGGUCGUCAUCAUCCAGCCCGUCGACAACGGCAACAAGCCUCACCCCUUCGGCCACGCCAUCGUUGCCGGCAUCGAGCGCUACCCCUCAAAGAUCACCCGUCGCAUGUCCAAGACCCGACAGGAGAAGCGCAGCAAGGUCAAGCCCUUCAUCAAGGUCAUCAACUACAACCACCUGAUGCCCACCCGAUACACCCUUGAGCUCGAGGGCAUCAAGGGCACCAUCUCCGCAGACACCUUCAAGGAGGUCAGCCAGCGAGAGGACGCCAAGAAGACUGUCAAGAAGGUUCUGGAGGAGCGAUACACCAGCGGCAAGAACCGAUGGUUCUUCACCCCUCUGAGAUUCUAA
This is a messenger RNA of Trichoderma gamsii, 408 nucleotides long. Its product is annotated as 60S ribosomal protein L27-A. NCBI's taxonomy places the organism in Eukaryota, Fungi, Ascomycota, Sordariomycetes, Hypocreales, Hypocreaceae. Gene Ontology annotation, molecular function: structural constituent of ribosome. The record is from RefSeq and is a predicted model, not a curated record. Gene Ontology annotation, biological process: translation. The transcript has 3 exons. Gene Ontology annotation, cellular component: ribosome; cytosolic large ribosomal subunit. The coding region runs from base 1 to 408 and encodes 135 amino acids.